Molecule: messenger RNA, 1953 nt
Organism: Cooperia oncophora
Lineage: Eukaryota; Metazoa; Nematoda; Chromadorea; Rhabditida; Trichostrongylidae
Source: the annotation of a GenBank genome assembly
AUGUAUAGCCACUUUUCAGAUGAACCUCAGCCUCCGUUUGUUCCAAGGCCAUCAAGCGGUGAAAGGAACUGGCUGGGAAGUCUGAAGCCGCCGUCCGAAAAAUUUCCAAGUGAUCCGUAUAAGCCAGAGAAAAGCGAUCACUAUUCUUUCAUUGGAGCUGGCGUAGGCAUACUACUCACGGUUUUAGCUGUAACCUUCUACACUGACCUUUUCGGGAAAAAUAUCAUGAGUAAAGGUCAUGGUUCAAAAGCACAUGUCCACGAAAAGGAAGAGGACGCACCCGAGAAGGAGGAAAAAGUUGAAAAGUUAGAAGCACAUGCAACGAAGGCUGAGCCUGAAGGGGAGACUCAACCAGCUGAAAGUCACCCCGAAGCCCCAACCACUAAGGGCAAUGAAACAACGUCACCCACAACGAAUGAGGGAAAAGCCCAUGAUUGUCACAAAGAGGAGGACCCGUCACAAAAGCAUACAGAGGAGGAGCACAAAGAUGCUCACUCACAUGAAGAAAAGCACGCAGAUUCACAUGCUAGAAAGAGUUCGCCUUCAGAAGAACAUCCAUCCUCACCCGUCGAUUCAAAAGAAGAGAAGAAAACGGUCGUUGUCUCCUCAUCUGGAGAGGAGGUUCCGAAAUCAGUUGAAUAUCUGCUAAUCGGUGCCGGAGCGGCCGCAUAUUAUGCAUCGUUGGCUAUUCGGGCUCGUCACGCUGAUGCGAAAGUUCUUAUGAUUGGCGAAGAAGAUCACUUGCCAUACAAUCGCCCUCCUCUGUCGAAAGAAUUAUGGUGGUAUGGUGAUGAGAACGCGGCGAGUAACCUGCAAUACGAAGGACUCAGCGGGAAGAAGCGCGACAUUUACUUCGAAGCUGAAGGUUUCUUUGUGCCACCGGCGGAGCUUCCAUCAACUAUUCACGGAGGUGUAUCGCUGCUGAAAGGACAUCGAGUUAAAAGCUUGAAUCCUGAGGAGAAGAAAGCUUACCUCGAUGACGGUACUUGCAUAUUGUACGAUAAGUGCCUGAUUGCCACAGGGGGAAAGCCGAAGACCUUAGCCGAACUGGAAAAUGCUAGUGGGGACGUGAAGAAAAGAGUCCUUUAUUUGCGAGGGAUAGACGAUUACCGUGUACUUGAUUCCCUAUGUAAAUCCGCAAAAUCUAUUGUCAUCGUCGGCGGCGGUUUUAUCGGUUCAGAGUCAUUGCUGAACAUGGGAACCUUCAGUGGAGUCCUUCCGGAAUUCUUGUCGAAAAAGGCUACGGAAUCACUUCGUGGAUUUGGAGUUGACGUCAUAACUAAUGCCAAAAUUACCGCUGCACGAAAGCAAGGCGAGCAGCUGGAAGUGCAGGUGAACGGAUCGAAGCCUAUCUCAUCCGAUUACAUCAUUGUCUGCAUAGGAAUCCAGCCUGAUACCGCAGUAGCUGAGGCUUCUGGGCUUGAGCGGCUGGGUGGCGUGACCACGGAUGCAGAGUUACACGUUCGAUCAGGCAUUUGGGCUGCAGGAGACACGGCAUCGUUCUACGACAAAUCGCUGGGUCGACGAAGAAUUGAGCACUGGGAAAAUGCCCAGGUGAGUGGGCGAUUGGCAGGAGAAAACAUGACAGGUGCUGGCAAAGCCUUUUGGUAUCAACCUGCGUUCUUUUCUAAAAUUGCUCCUCAUUGGCAUAUCAACGCCGUCGGUAUCACAGAUUCAUCGCUACCAACGGUUUCUGUGUUCGCAAAAGAUGACAACGCCAACGAGAGCUUUGAACGUGGUGUCGUAUUCUAUAAAGGAGAUGACGGAAAGGUUGUUGGUGUGCUUUUACUCAAUGUGUAUGGCUCCGGUGUCGAUGUUUCGCGGCGGUUAAUCGAAGAAGCGAGAAGCGUAGACGAUUUUCAACAGCUUGCAAAGCUAUAUCAACUCUACAGACCUGCAGAACCUGAAGAACAAGAAGAAAAGAAGGAAGAAAAACCUGAAAAAGUCAAUUAG